GAGAGAGAGAGAGAGCGAGAGGGAGAGAUACAGUUUAUUCAAUCCCUAGACUGGAAAGCAAGCACUAGCUCUGAAACAGCGACAGGAAUUUCCUUCCUGGAAUCUUCCUGGUUGCUGUUGAAUAGAUUCUAUAGAUUAUACGCACAUCCUAUAGCCACAUACAUUAUUUUACCUUCUCGAUCAAAUCCUUCCCUGGCCUGGUGCUUUCUUCUUUUUGUUCUUUCUUUUCUUUCAUUCUUUCUUUCCUUCAUUCAGGAAAAAAAAAAGACAUUCCAAGACUCGGAAGCAGAAGAUGCAGAUUGAAUUUUAGGAAAAAAAAGGCGAAUUUUGAAUCUUUUAAACAUUGCAGAUUGGACAAGCACAAACUAAAGCAGAAGGAUGACGGACAGCAAGGACAGCCAACCCGUGGCUUUGGGAGCGUCGAGGGUGGAGCUGCGAGUUUCCUGCAAGAACCUGCUGGGCAGGGAGACACUGAGCAAGUCAAACCCAUGUGUGCUGAUCAAACUGCUGAACGGGGGGGUCUGGAGUGAGCUGGGCAGGACAGAAGUGAUGAGAAGCACCCUUUCCCCUCUCUUCUCGAAGGUCUUCUCUCUGGAUUAUUUCUUUGAGGAGAUGCAGGCUCUGCUGAUCGAGGUGUUUGAUGUGCAGGAGGGGGAAGGGGAGGAGGAGGGGGAGGGGUUUGAGGCACGCAGCGAUGACUUCCUGGGGUCAGCAGAGUGCACACUGGGACAGAUCGUGUCACAGACAAAAGUGACAAAACCUCUCCUGCUACGCAGUGGAAAAUGUGCUGGAAAAUCAACAGUGACGAUCAUUGCAGAAGAAGUUUCAGGAACCAACGAUUUUGUUGAGCUGUCUUUUUGCGCCCAAAAACUUGACAACAAGGAUCUGUUUAGCAAGUCAGACCCCUUUCUGGAAAUCUACAAACUCAACAGCGAUGGCACUGAGCAGCUAGUGCGACGCACAGAGGUUGUAAAGAACAAUCUGAACCCGCAGUGGGAGCCGUUCAGAGUGUCUCUCAACUCCCUCUGCAGCUGCGACUUUAAUAAGACCCUCAAGUUCCUUGUCUACGACUACGACUCGAGUGGAAAGCAUGACUUCAUAGGAGAAAUCUACACAACCUUCAAUGACAUGCACUCAGCUAACACAGGAGCAGAGGUGCGGUGGGAAUGUAUCAACCCCAAAUACAAAGCAAAGAAGCGCAACUACAAGAACUCAGGGAUCCUCAUCCUUACGCAGUGCAAUGUUGAGAAAAUCCACACAUUUUUAGAUUACAUUAUGGGAGGGUGUCAGAUUCAUUUCACAGUUGCGAUCGAUUUCACAGCGUCCAAUGGCGACCCUCAGAACAACCAGUCCCUGCACUACAUCGACCAAUCACAGCCCAACGAAUAUCUGAAGGCCCUAUCUGCUGUCGGGGAGAUCUGUCAAGACUACGACAGUGAUAAACGUUUCCCAGCGUUUGGCUUUGGUGCCAGAAUCCCUCCGAACUAUGAGGUCUCGCAUGAUUUUCCUAUUAAUUUCAACUCCAGCAAUCCUGAAUGCGAAGAGAUCAAAGGGGUUAUUGACGCCUACAAGCGCUGCCUCCCCAAGAUCCAGCUUUACGGCCCUACCAACGUGUCUCCAAUCAUCAACCGAGUCGCCAGCCUGGCUAGAGAAGAGCUCAAAAGCAACGCGGCCACGAAGUACUACAUGCUGCUGAUCCUGACUGACGGCACGAUUAGUGACAUGGCAGAUACGCGCGAUGCGGUGGUCAAUGCGUCCAGCCUGCCCAUGUCCAUCAUCAUCGUGGGCGUGGGCUACGCAGACUACACAGACAUGAGGCUGCUGGACGGGGACGAGGGAACGCUGCUGUCCACCAAGGGACAGCCGGCCCUCAGGGACAUCGUCCAGUUUGUGCCGUUCAGUGACUUCAAAAACGUCCCUGCCUCAGACCUUGCAAAGUGUGUCCUGGCAGAGGUUCCUAAGCAGGUGGUGGAAUACUACGCCAGUAAAGGAAUCGGACCAACGCAGCACAAAACCAGCUCUCCCAGUCCCCCAGCCAACGACUGACAAACCCAACCAGUAACCACAGACACACAGCACUCAGCUGACCAGGACUUUCAAACCUGUUCCCUUCCCUCUUAGUAUAGCAGCAUUCUCACUGCUGGCCAUCUUUAAAAUCCAUUUUCUUACCUUUUAGUAUAGCAGCAUUAUCACUCAAUGACAAACCGUUCAACUGGGAGUCUUUUUCAAUGUCGAAGACCCUCAUAAAGAUGAACCAUUUGUCAUUGAAUUGGUUGUUUCUUUCAGCAUUUCCACAUUCAGUGCUAUUGCGUGUUUGCUAGUUAUGGAUUGUUAUGGUUAUUUUGUCCACACACACACACAUACACACGCACAUACAUACAUACGUACAUGCACAAAUCUCUCUGUAUCUCUCAUCCUAUUCAAUCAGUGUAUUCACACAAUGGUUUACCGUGCAUGGUCCUCCUUUAUUAUCAGUGUGUAACCCUCAAAGUGUUUGAAAUAAAAUACUAACAAAAUAAAAGUAGGAAUGGAGCCCUUGUCCUUAACUCUUAAAGGGAUACCACACAUCACUUCUGUUCCGACCCUACGAAGGGUUCCAGUUCCACGUGGGUUUUUUAAGACAGUGAUUUCUAGAAUUAUUGCCCUCUAUUUCUUGCAUCUAUCUA
Polyodon spathula (Mississippi paddlefish) is the source of this 2666-nucleotide messenger RNA. RefSeq names its product copine-6-like. NCBI's taxonomy places the organism in Eukaryota, Metazoa, Chordata, Actinopteri, Acipenseriformes, Polyodontidae. The record is from RefSeq and is a predicted model, not a curated record. The transcript has 16 exons. Gene Ontology annotation, cellular component: plasma membrane. Gene Ontology annotation, biological process: cellular response to calcium ion. Gene Ontology annotation, molecular function: calcium-dependent phospholipid binding. The coding region runs from base 379 to 2046 and encodes 555 amino acids.